Molecule: messenger RNA, 734 nt
Organism: Pipistrellus kuhlii (Kuhl's pipistrelle)
Lineage: Eukaryota; Metazoa; Chordata; Mammalia; Chiroptera; Vespertilionidae
Product: cleft lip and palate transmembrane protein 1 homolog
Exons: 5
Coding region: 69-719 (216 amino acids)
Cellular component (GO): membrane; endomembrane system
Source: RefSeq, a predicted model, not a curated record
GCGAUCGCGCUGCUGCGGUCGGGGACGGGGCGGGGCUGGCGGCGGGGGCGGGGACCCGGAGCGGGAAGAUGGCGGCGGCGCAGGAGACGGACGGGGCCGGCAGCGCCGUGGUGGCGGCCGGAGGAGGCAGCUCCGGUCAGGUGACCAGCAAUGGCAGCAUCGGGGGGGACCCGCCAACGGAGACCCAGCCCCAGAACCCACCCCAGCCAGCAGCCAACGCCUGGCAGGUCCUCAAAGGCGUCCUGUUCAGGAUCCUCAUCAUCUGGGCCAUCAGCAGCUGGUUCCGCCGAGGGCAGGCCCCUCAGGACCAAGUGGGCCCCGGAGGAGCCCCGCGCGUCGCCAGCCGCAACCUGUUCCCCAAAGACACUUUAAUGAACCUGCACGUGUACAUCUCAGAGCACGAGCACUUUACAGACUUCAACGUCACGUCAGCCCUCUUCUGGGAGCAGCAGGACCUUGUGUACGGCGACUGGACCAGCGGCGAGAACUCAGACGGCUGCUACGAGCACUUUGCUGAGCUCGACAUUCCACAGAGCGUUCAGCAGAAUGGCUCCAUCUACAUCCACGUCUACUUCACCAAGAGCGGCUUCCACCCAGACCCCCGGCAGAAGGCCCUGUACCGCCGGCUCGCCACAGUCCACACGUCUCGGAGUAAGUCAGUCUCUGCAGCUCGGUCCAUAGUCAAGGCAGCUGGCAGCCUGGGUGCCCCAAGCCGGUGAAGGACCCCGAAUCCC